Messenger RNA from Dipodomys spectabilis (banner-tailed kangaroo rat), 3242 nucleotides. It is a transcript of the gene Ttc13, whose product is annotated as tetratricopeptide repeat domain 13. Bases 1 to 2514 code for a protein of 837 amino acids. The transcript is spliced from 23 exons. The record is from RefSeq and is a predicted model, not a curated record. Lineage: Eukaryota; Metazoa; Chordata; Mammalia; Rodentia; Heteromyidae. Gene Ontology annotation, molecular function: protein binding.
AUGGCACCUGCGGGCCGCGGCGGCGGCGGUCGGGGCGGCGCGGGCGCCGGGCCGCUGCGCUGGCUGCUGCUGGGCGCCGUGGCCUGCGCGCGGGCCUCCGAGCACCUCCCGCCGCUGUCGCUGCUCAAGCCCGAGGCGCCGGCGGCCGGCGGCGGCUGCGCGCAGCCCGGAGACUGGGCGGACCAGUACCCGGCCGAGUGCGAGUCUUCCUUUUUGAACUUCCAUGAGUCUGACUGUGAACCUAAAGGAUCCCCUUCCUGUGACUCCUUGCUUUCUCUCAACACUGAAAAAAUUCUGAGCCAGGCCAAGUCUAUUGCAGAGCAAAAGAGAUUCCCAUUUGCUACUGAUAAUGACAGCACAAAUGAAGAGUUAGCUAUUGCUUAUGUGUUGAUUGGCAGUGGUCUCUAUGAUGAAGCAAUACGACAUUUUUCAACAAUGCUUCAGGCGGAGCCUGAUCUGGUUAGUGCAAUUUAUGGCCGAGGGAUGGCCUAUGGAAAGAAGGGACUACAUGACAUUAAGAAUGCUGAGCUUGCUCUGUUUGAACUGAGCCGAGUAAUUGCCUUGGAACCAGACCGCCCAGAGGUAUUUGAGAAGCGAGCAGAAAUUCUGUCUCCUCUGGGACGAAUUAAUGAAGCGGUGAACGACCUCACGAAGGCUAUUCAGCUUCAGCCUUCAGCCCGGCUAUACCGGCACCGGGGGACCCUGCACUUCAUAUCUGAGGACUAUGUGACAGCCCACGAGGACUUCCAGCAGUCCUUGGAGCUGAACAGGAACCAGCCCACGGCCAUGCUGUACAAAGGUCUCACUUUCUUCCAUAGAGGACUUCUGAAGGAAGCCAUUGAAGCCUUCAAAGAAGCUCUGAAGCAGAAAGUUGAUUUCAUUGAUGCCUAUAAGAGUCUGGGGCAGGCCUACAGAGAGCUGGGCAACUUUGAAGCAGCCACUGAGAGCUUUCAGAAGGCCCUGCUCCUCAACCAGAACCACGUGCAGACCCUGCAGCUCCGGGGGCUGAUGCUCUACCACCAUGGCAGCCUUCAUGAGGCUCUCAAGAACUUCAAGCGAUGCCUGCAGCUGGAGCCAUACAACGACGUGUGUCAGUACAUGAGGGGACUCAGCCAUGUCGCCAUGGGCCAGUUCUAUGAAGGGAUCAAAGCACAGACCAAAGUCAUGCUCAAUGAGCCCCUCCCUGGCCAGAAGGCAAGCCCUGAGUAUCUGAAGGUGAAGUACCUCCGAGAGUACUCCCGUUAUCUCCACGCACACCUAGACACACCGCUCACUGAGUACAACGUUGACACGGACCUGCCAGGGAGCUUUAAAGACCACUGGGCCAAGACCCUGCCUUUCCUCCUGGAGGACUACGAGGAACAGCCGGGCCUGCAGCCUCACAUAAAGGAUGUACUGCACCAGAACUUCGAUAGCUACAAGCCUGAAGUCCAGGAACUGAUCUGUGUAGCUGACCGAUUGGGAUCACUGAUGCAGUACGAAACCCCCGGAUUCCUGCCCAACAAGAGAAUACACCGAGCCAUGGGCCUGGCGGCACUAGAGGUCAUGCAGGCUGUCCAGCGCACAUGGACCAACUCGAAGGUCCGCAUGAGCGGGAAGACGCGGCUCAUGCAGUGGAGGGACAUGUUCGACAUCGCCGUGAAGUGGAGGAGGAUUGCUGACCCAGACCAGCCUGUGCUGUGGCUGGAUCAGAUGCCAGCUCGGAGUCUCAGUCGAGGAUUUAACAAUCACAUCAACCUAAUCAGGGGUCAGGUGAUUAACAUGAGGUAUCUGGAAUAUUUCGAGAAAAUACUCCACUUUAUUAAAGAUAGAAUUCUUGUUUAUCAUGGCGCUAACAACCCCAAGGGGUUGCUAGAAGUUAGAGAAGCUCUGGAGAAGGUUCACAAGGUAGAAGACCUUCUUCCCAUUAUGAAACAGUUUAAUACCAAAACAAAGGAUGGGUUCACUGUGAACACAAAAGUUCCCAGCCUCAAAGAUCAAGGGAAGGACUACGAUGGGUUCACGAUCACCAUCACAGGAGACAAAGUUGGCAAUAUCCUGUUCUCUGUAGAAACUCAAACCACAGAAGAAAGGACACAGUUGUAUCAUGCUGAAAUAGAUGCACUUUAUAAAGAUCUGACAGCCAAAGGAAAAGUAUUGAUUCUCUCAUCAGAAUUUGGGGAGGCUGAUGCUGUCUGCAACUUGAUCUUAUCGCUAGUUUACUACUUUUAUAAUUUAACACCUCUCUCUCGAGGAUCUAGUGUCAUCGCCUACUCCGUCAUUGUGGGCGCACUGAUGGCCAGUGGCAAGGAAGUGGCGGGCAGGAUCCCCAAGGGGAAGCUUGUUGACUUCGAAGCUAUGACAGCACCUGGCUCAGAGGCCUUCAGCAAAAUUGCCAAAAGCUGGAUGAACUUGAAAAGUAUCUCACCGUCUUACAAGACUCUUCCCUCCGUGUCAGAGACGUUUCCCACGUUGAGGUCCAUCAUCGAGGUGCUAAACACAGACUCUGCCCCACGCUGCAUCAAGAAACUCUAGUCAUGCCGUGGAUUUGUACAUGAAGGCUCGGGCCUUGUGCUCAUUAAGUUAUUUUUUAAGACAUGGAAUUAUUAAGAAAUUAGGUCCUUUAUUACUUUUGAUACCAAUUUUUGAUAGGAAUUGAAUACUUGAAAUCACUUUCCUUACUUCUCCAAACCAUAACAGAAAUCAUGAAAGUGGGUUUUGGGGGCAAGCUGCUUGAGCAAGAAGGGAAGUGUGUGCGCACUUCCUGUGGCAUCCAAGAGGCCACGGCGCUGUCCUGACAGUAAAAUGUUUACUUCAGAAACCAAAAAUUAGUGACUGAGCUGAGCAAAGCCAAGGAACAAGCCAGGAGUGUCUGCCUCCCUGGCUGGCGUUACACGCGCCUUCUGUGGGCGCGGUUUCACCUUGCAAUGCCCGCACAUGAGCUCUUGGUCUCCAGAACCGCAGAUGUCCACAGGUGUUGGUGUGCCUCAGCUCACAGCCAGAACCACGGAUUCUGCACACACAGUAUUUGCCGUUGUCCUGACACUGAAUUACCGAAUCAUGUGUUUCUCUUCUUUGUUGGAAAAAUAAAUGUAAACCAAAGUGAUUUCUGUAAAUCACUGAUUUGGGCACUGGGUUAUCUAUGUUUUUAUUUUGUGAGCAAGUUUUGCAUUCAGGUAUAAGAACAUUUAAAAAGUUGCUCAUUCCUUUUUUUUAGGCAGGGUGAAUGGCAGUUCAUUAAACUGUUGCCAAUUCCAAAUCUC